AUGUCUGAAAGACAUAGAUAUGGCCAACGGCCACGCUCCCCCACCUACAACCCCGCGAGGGCUUCUCUCCCAAUAAACCUUUCUGGUUUUGGUCAUCCGGCCGCUCAUGAGCAUCACCUGCACGCCGUUCCAACAUCUCGUCGUGAGGUUCCCACCACCCACACCAGAACAGGAAGUAGCACGGCGGCCAACGUUGGUACGGUCAUGACAACUUACAAGAUCAAGGCCGACCCUCCCCCACGAAGCACCAGCGCCCAGAAUAACCAUAGUCAGACCCGCAGAAGAAGCGCGACGAUAGACAACAAUGCCCGGCCCGCAGUGGUCACCACAAUCUCACGCCAUAAGCCGGUCAUACAUAGUGGUGGUGGGAGACCAGCCAGUCCUAUGAAGAACCUCUAUCGUUCGAGCGAGGAAGAUUACUAUACGGUUCCCGGAAGCUCACAGCAUAGUCACUCACAUCACAAGCGAUACAGUACUGGAAUGGAUAAUGGAGAUUUGGGCCGGACAGGAAGUGAGCGGGGAGAGAAUAGACUGCGGAUUGGGUCUGGCAGACAGGAAGCUGCUUAUAGGUCGAGUCGACCACGCUCGACCUACCCAACACCUGUUGCAAGACGAACAGACCCGGUUGCGGGUAGUUAUGGGGAUGAUGAAUAUGGUUAUACGAACCCACGAGAAUUGGUGCAAUACGACUUGAAUCAACCCGCUCGAAGACAUCAACCACGCAGGGAUAGUUUUGAGGCCAACAAGACCAGUAGACCGACCAGCAUUUCAGGAUACGGAGAUAUUGCUCCCAGGGUGUACGAUGCGAGAGAUCGAGGACCACCACCUACAACCAGAGGAUUUGACAGAAUUCCUAGGGGAGCAACCUGGGAGCAAUCUCCUUCUGCUCGAAUGCCAGCAGUUCCUCCUCCACCUAAGAUGGAACCAGUUCAACGACCAGGAAGAAUCGAUCCAUACGAGGAACCAACACCGCCUGCAAGAAGAAACAGCCUCACACGACCAGUGUCUCUGUACCAUGACCGGGACCGCGAGCGGAUGAGAUCCCGAGAAUACGAUGUUCGAGAUGCUGAGCCAUAUACAGUACGCGAUGCUGAGCCAAGACAUCGACGAGACAGCUCACAUCGAAUGGAGCAGCCGAGAUUUGACAGUCCGGUUGAGCAGAGAGGGUUUGGUAUCAGAGAUGAAGUACCACCACCCAGACCUGAGAGGGUAGACAGGCUAGAUCGAGUGGACCGCCCUGAGCGAGUUGAUCGGAUUGAAAGGCCGGAACGAGUCGACAGAGUUGAGAGGCCAGACCGAGUCGAUAGGGUUGAUAGACCUGAACGGCCCGAUCGCGUCGAUCGAGUUGACAGGUCUGACCGCCCAGAAAGAUCAGAUAGAUACGACAGAUACGAUCGACCCGAGAGAUCUGAACGGCCAGAAAGACCCGAACGCGGGGAGAGGGCAGAUAGAUCAGACGAAGAUCGUGAACACAAGAGCAGCCGAGACCUUCUCACAACAGGACUGGGACUUGCCGGAGCUGCAUUGGGUAUCAAAACUCUCAAAAAUGUCAGAGACGAGUCACGAGAUGGACGAGAAAAAGACCGCGAAACUCGAGACGACAGGGAGGAACGGUCGCGUAGAGACUAUGAUGAGGAGCCCCGUCGACGUCGUGAGAAAGACGAGAGACGACCUGAGCCAAGUGGAAGAGAGCCUAGAGAACGACGUGAUCGCGACGAUGAUAGGGAACGAACACCACCACAACCUCCACGCGAUACGUCUCAGACUCGUAGAGAGGUUCCUGUCCAAUCUAGAGAGGCUCCUCCGCCAAGAAGAGACAGCCCACCUCGAGCUGAUCGCGAACUUCGUGAGAGCAACUCUGAUCCGGUGUUCUUGGACCUGAGCGGGCGUAAUCCACAGGAGCGCCCAGCUUCCCGAGCGGAACGGCCGAACUCAAAAGACAGCCGCGAAAGCGAGGAAGAACGACGUGAACGACGUAGACUUCGUGCAGAAGUCCCUCCAGCUAGCAAUGAUUCUCGUUCUGGUUCUGGUUCCGAGGCAGUUGGUGGUGGCUUUCAUCAUCCACGGCCGAUUAUCAAGGAUGAUACUGCAGCGCCAGCUCCAUUUAAUCCAAAGGACACUAUGGAUCUGAAGGCGCUGAAAGAAGCUCUCAAUUCGAAGGAGAAUUCUGCUCCUCGAGAGGAACCAGCUCCUGUGUCAAGAAAUGCUCGAGUGUCAGAAACGAGAACAUCUGCCGAUGCCGCUCAAAUACGAUCAGAUCUUCAUGGUGAGCGUAGAUCAAGAGAAAGACUUACUUCAGAAAACCCACAACCCCGUGUUGUUUCUCCUCCACGACCAAAGGCCGAGAAAGCACCAGUAAAAGGUAUACUUCGUCAACCGAAAGAAAAGUUUCCGGAGGACCCAAGCCCGAUUAGAGAAGGUGUUGCACCACUCAAGGAUGCAAAGAAAGAUGGCGUACCUCCUGAUGCUCGAUGGACCAAGAUUAGCAGAAAACUUGUGAACCCUGAAGCGUUGGAAUUGGGUAAAGAAAGAUAUGAAGCGCGGGAUGACUUUGUGAUUGUUUUACGUGUUCUCUCAAGAGACGAAGUACAAGGCUACGCAGAGGUUACUCAGAAACUUAGAGCUGCACGAGAAGACGCCGACGACCAAGAAGGCCGCCAACAGCGUCGCAGAGCCCGUCGCGAACGUCACGAACGCCACAAACGCGAGCGCAGUCGAGGAGAGCGAAAAGAGCGCAGCGAACGUCGUCGUGACCGAGAAAGAGAACCAAAGGAAUCGGAAUCAGAUACCACGGAAGAUGAACAGGACGCCCCAAAAAUGCUAGAAGCUCCACCCCCAAGACGGAGAGCCGCGAGUAACAAUUUUCAGGAUCUCACGAUGAGUGGUGGGUUGAGUGGGCCGCCGCCGGUUGAGAAUCCUAAGGUUCCCGGGCAGUAUUUGAGUUAUACUAGGAAUCCCCCGCCAUCUAACUAG
Messenger RNA from Glarea lozoyensis ATCC 20868, 2973 nucleotides. RefSeq lists its product as uncharacterized. The transcript has 2 exons. Lineage: Eukaryota; Fungi; Ascomycota; Leotiomycetes; Helotiales; Helotiaceae. The record is from RefSeq and is a predicted model, not a curated record. The coding region runs from base 1 to 2973 and encodes 990 amino acids.